Thamnophis elegans (Western terrestrial garter snake) is the source of this 644-nucleotide messenger RNA. Its product is annotated as C-type lectin domain family 12 member B-like. The record is from RefSeq and is a predicted model, not a curated record. The transcript is spliced from 3 exons. NCBI's taxonomy places the organism in Eukaryota, Metazoa, Chordata, Lepidosauria, Squamata, Natricidae. The coding region runs from base 68 to 454 and encodes 128 amino acids.
UCUCUCUCUCUCUCUCUCUCUCUCUCUCUCUCUAGUUCUGAACUGCAGCAGCUGCAAACUCCGGUGGAUGCAACAAAGCGAGAAAUGCUACCUCUUCCGGAACAGAGAAAUGAACUGGCACUCCAGCCGAAACCUCUGCCAGAAUGAGAACGCGGACCUGAUGGUGGUCAGAAACAAGGAUCAGAGGCCGUUCCUGAAGUUUCAUACCUCUAUGCAUUAUUACCUGGAUCCGAAGACGAAGGAAUACGACAAAUUCUGGAUUGGUUUGGCCUACGAUAUCGUGGAAAGGAGAUGGCUGUGGUUAGAUGGAACUGCUUACACGCCCAAACGAUUCGCGAAGCUGGGCGACCAUGGCUGUGCCUACAUCCAGAAUGGCAGCUUCCGCUCCCAGCCUUGCAGUGAAGUAGCCAAAAGCAUUUGCGAGACAACCGUCCAGUUUGGAUGGAGCCCGUAGUCCCGUUUAUGGGCCAGGCCACCUCUGCAGCCCAGAGACCAGUUGCCCGACCUGUCGCGGUGCUGCAGUGGGGCGAAGCUAUCGGCCUUCCCUCUCUCUCUCUCUCUGAAAGGGUGCAGGGUUUCCCGCCUGACCAGAAGCCCUCUGACUCUUUCAUGCUCCUCUCAUGCCCUUGUUCAUUCUGCUUUUC